UCAUUUUUGUCAUUAUCUUGUCAACUGACGUGAGAUUUGAUUUUAUCUGUUUCUGCUAUCUUCUUAUUUAAUUAUUGAAAAAUUCCAAUUAUAAUUAUAUUUCCUUAUUGUUUCAGUCUUUUAUAGAAUGAAUAAUGCACCGCAGUUCUCUUUGCGUUGGAAUAAUUACGUUACUCAUGUUACAGAAGCAUUUAAUGUUUUACGAUUUGAAAACGAUUUAGUUGAUGUCACACUGUGUUGUGAUGGUGGAAAAAUAAAGGCUCAUAAAAUGUUAUUAUCUGCUUGUAGCAGCUAUUUCAAACAAAUUUUCAAAGAAAACCCUUGUCAGCAUCCUGUGAUAAUCUUUAGAAACUUUAAAUAUGAAGACCUAAACGCUAUCAUCAACUUUAUGUAUCAUGGAGAAGUGAACAUCUUUCAAGAACAGUUGGAAUCGUUUCUUAUAACAGCAGAACUUUUAGAAGUUAAAGGCCUAACCGAUAAUGUGGAAGAUGAAUCACCCAAAAGUCAGUUGAUUAUGAAUGACAAUAUUUCAUUAGAUUUAAGUUCAAAAUCAACUCGUCUUGCUGAAGAUAUCGUUCCAGUAUUAACGGAUGAACCUAUAAAUUUAGCAACAAUUCAGAAUGAACGGACUAGAGAUGAAUACAUUCCACAAACCAUUGCAUUGUCAAAUCUUUCUGAUCAGGAAAAAGAUACUGAAAGUCAUCCUCACAUUGCUAAAGUUGAUGAUAAUUUGAUCACAACACCAAAAUCAGUAAUGCAAACUGAAGAUAUGCAAGUUGAUCAAUCAACAUCAGCAGAAGAUAUUUUAGAGAAGAGCACUGAAUCCGACUUAGCCAAAUUUCGCUGUCAGUUAUGCCCAAAAGGUUUCAAACAUCCAACCUCAUUAACACUCCAUAAGGACUCUCAUGCUGGAAAGACACAAUGCCCAGUAUGCCACCGUUCAUUCUCAAGAUCAUAUGACAUGAGGAGUCAUUUGCAAAGGAUACAUCAAGGAAAACAGUUGACUAUAAAGGAAAUCCGAUAUAAAAAUAGCAGUGACAAUAUUGGACCCAAACAGUUCACUCAUAAUAUAUAGUUAUAAGAAUAUGGUAACUAUAGUUACCACAAAUUAUAGCACAUAGUGCAAAAUGUCUGUAUGGAUUAUGAAAUGUUUAUGUGUAUAAAUAAUGUAAAGGAUGUAGCAAUUUUAUGAUGUUCAUAAUGGAGUAUAUUUUAUUUAAUAUUUAUAUUAGGUCACAAAAUUUUGCUCAGUGCUGUAGCUUUGGCUAUUUUUAUACUAGUCUACUAUAAUAUUAUUGUUUUAAUAUAAUUGUUUCUAUUA
Molecule: messenger RNA, 1321 nt
Organism: Galleria mellonella (greater wax moth)
Lineage: Eukaryota; Metazoa; Arthropoda; Insecta; Lepidoptera; Pyralidae
Product: zinc finger and BTB domain-containing protein 1-like
Exons: 2
Coding region: 128-1075 (315 amino acids)
Biological process (GO): regulation of transcription by RNA polymerase II
Cellular component (GO): nucleus
Molecular function (GO): protein binding
Source: RefSeq, a predicted model, not a curated record